AGGAAGCGGCGUGGGUGCGGAAGCCGGCAGCCCUGCGCGGUGGGCUGUGCACAGCAGCUGCUCACACGCGCCCCAUGGCUCACCCCGCCAUGGCGGUGCCCAGCGCCUUCCUGGUGCCUGUCCUCCUCCUCCUCUGCGGGCUGGGCCACUGCUUUGCUGCUGCCCACAGCCGUCCAGGGGUGGAGUGUGUCCUCUUCAACGAGGAGUACAUGACCUGCACGUGGGGGAGCAGAGAGACACUCACGGCCAACUACUCCCUCUUCUACUGGUAUGAGAACAGGUCCCCUGUUGUGGAGUGCAAGCACUACCUGCAGGACCAGGGCAUCAGCAUUGGCUGCUACUUCAACCAGAGUGAGAUCACCCAGUUCCAGACUUUCCGUGUCCUAGUCAAUGCCAGCCUUGGUGGCAGGACCCUGGACAUCCCCAGCAAGCCCAUGCAGCUGCAGGACCUGGUGAAACCAGCGGCACCCGUCAACUUGACCAUCCGCAACAUGAGCAGCAACCAGCUGCAGCUGACCUGGACCUCCCCAUACCCGAAAGCCCAGUGCCUGGAGCAUGCUGUCAAGUACAAGAGCAACAAGGACACCAGCUGGACGGAGCACCAGGUGAAAGGUGAUGUCUUCUCCUUCCCCAGCGUGGACUACGAGAAGUACUACACCUUCUAUGUGCGCAGCAAGAUCAACAGCUACUGUGGCAGCACCCAGCUCUGGAGUGAGUGGAGCGUCCCCGUGGUCUGGGGCAGCAACUCCACUAGCAAGGGUUCAGUGGAAGAGCAGCUGCACUGGUUCUGGAUCCACACAGUCCUGAUCCCCAUCGCCUCCUGCCUCCUCUUGCUGGUCCUCCUCAUCCUGCUGGUGCGCAUGGAAAGGGUGUGGGUCAUCCUCAUGCCCCGAAUCCCUAACCCCAGCAAGAACUUCGAAAACCUUUUCAUCACCCACAAUGGCAAUUUCCAGGAAUGGGCUGGAGUCCCCAAAGAUGUCGUGGAAAGCUUCAAGCCCAACUACAGUGAGAACAUCUGUCACGUGUGUGAGCUGCCCCCCAAGGAGACCUACGAGCCCCUCUGGGAAAGCAGCAACCACCCACCAGUGACAAUCAGCACCUCGUCCGUCCCCAGUGAGCACAGCCCCUACAAGAACAGCUACACAGGAGUGUGAUGCGCUCCCACAACCCCGCACCACACCUGCUCUGCACCCCUGCUGCCCUGCAGACAUCACUCCCUGCUCCCCCGCUACCUCCCCCAAAUACCCAGGACCCCCAGCCCUGCUCCCUGCCACAGCCACACUCAGCACCUCGCAACUCGGCGGCUGUACUGCACCACGGGGUGCUGGAUGCAGCCCCGGGUGCACUGUGUGGUGAAUGGGUACACUGCACGGUGCACUGGCUGCAGUGAGUGGCACCCUGGGUGCGCUGUUGCUCUGGGUGCUCUCUGUGGUGCAUCGGGUGCACGGGGUCACUGCUCUGGGUGUGUUGCAGCACAGUGGGCACACUGCACGGUGUGCCGGCACCUGCCCUGUCCUUGUGGUGUCCCAGAGGGAAGGGUGACAUCCCACCACAAGCCCUGUCAGGUGCAGGAGCCCUCGUGGGGCUGCUGCAGUGGAGCAGAGCCAUUGGAGGGCUGAUGGGCUCCUGUUACAGAUUGUCUUAGCCUAAGUUCGGGCCUUAGCUUAUAGAACUAUUUGGUAUACUGUUUCUUAUAUAACUUGCUUAGAAACUGCUUAUAGAGAACUUGUUUAUCAUAACUCAGCAUAAGUUUUAGGAAACAAGCCGUGAACUUCUGAACUUUCUGCCUCAGUAAGAAGGGCCCCAGAGUCAGUUCAAGCCAGAAUACAAGGGAGUUUUUAAUCAUCAUCAUCAUCAGAAGCAGCAUCCCUAGAGAUAAGGAAUGAAACAGCACGUCUGAAGACAAGAAACAGCAGAAUGUGAGAACUUACUAAUGUUUUGGAGGUUGCCGAGGGCUUUUUUCAACUUCCCAGCUGCAGCUGCAAUACAGCAACUGUGGUCAGCACCUAGACUGAAGUCCAGGCUAGUCAGUGAAAGACAAAAAACCACCCUCAGAGAUAAGAAACACACAAAUUGAGGCAUUCAGUGAAGAACAGGGAAGCCCCUGACUCUAAUUUUACAGCUGGCCUGAACUGACAUGCAAGGGGUGGGAAAAUUAGCUGGUAGGGUUAUAAAUGACCUGGAUUUUCUUGCUUAAGCUCCCUGUCCAGAAGCACCCAGCUUGAGCUGCUCUAUGCCACUGUACCCUUAAAAUAAAUGACUCAAGAAGAA
Molecule: messenger RNA, 2271 nt
Organism: Columba livia (rock pigeon)
Lineage: Eukaryota; Metazoa; Chordata; Aves; Columbiformes; Columbidae
Gene: IL2RG
Product: interleukin 2 receptor subunit gamma
Exons: 8
Coding region: 75-1154 (359 amino acids)
Biological process (GO): cytokine-mediated signaling pathway
Cellular component (GO): external side of plasma membrane; membrane
Molecular function (GO): protein binding; cytokine receptor activity
Source: RefSeq, a predicted model, not a curated record